Messenger RNA from Gilbertella persicaria, 1197 nucleotides. RefSeq lists its product as uncharacterized. Gene Ontology annotation, biological process: protein transport. The transcript has 2 exons. Gene Ontology annotation, cellular component: cytoplasm. The record is from RefSeq and is a predicted model, not a curated record. NCBI's taxonomy places the organism in Eukaryota, Fungi, Mucoromycota, Mucoromycetes, Mucorales, Choanephoraceae. Bases 1 to 1197 code for a protein of 398 amino acids.
AUGAUGAACAGUUUGAUAGGUGCAAGAAACAACCACCUCGACUUUAACAUUUUGUUUUAUCCUCAAUAUCAGGAUGAGCGUGGCCAAGUUGUAUGUUAUCCCGGCUCUGUAUUUGAAGGCAUUGUACAAGUCAAAGUAGGCGUUCCCAUACCUGUUCACCACAUCAAACUAGUAUUUAAAGCAUCUGAACGAGUCAACUAUGAUGCUAUGGGCUGGGAAAAGUCUAAAUUGACAGACGAUCGACUAUUCGCAGUACGCACUGUUUUGUGGGGAUUACCAACAGGUAUCGACAUCCCCGUGAGCGCAUGGCCUGUUUUAGAAGCAGGAGAACAUACGUUUCCUUUUGUGUGUCAAAUGCCAGUGAUCAACUUCCCACCGACGUUCCACCAUCACUUGAUUGCGACAGCCUUCAACAUGAUUGUGUCUUUAGAAAAGGCAAACGAACCCUCACCUAUUUUGUCCAAGCCAUUUCCAGUCUAUUUCCAACCUAUCAUUGAGACUGUUCCGAUAAAAAACUUGCAUGCUUUCACAGAAGAAACAAAGUUAACAAACCAUAUCACAGCACAUGUCUCUGUGCCUCGCUUAGCUUACAACAUCAACGAUAAAAACCAAUCUAUUCUGGUCACAGCCAACUUUCAAUCUGACCUUAGAGACGAACAAAGCUUAAACAUGUCUCAACUACGUGUUUAUAUCAAGCGAUAUUACAAUAUCAAUUACAAGACGUUUUCAAGAAACGAAGCCACCAUAAUCACACAUUAUGAUCAUCCUAAACUUCCUUCUUCUUGUCCUAGUACAGUGACCAUGAAGCUAAGCUUACCUGCCAAUCCCACGGAAUUACCUGCCACUUUAACUUAUUCGCCUCACCUGACUGUUGAAUACAAACUGGUCGUGGUUGCUAAAGUCCGUCAUGGUCCUAUUCAUGUCAAGAAAAAGCUGUUUGAUAUGCCCAUCAUGUUUGGCACAUUACCAGCGGGUACAAGAGCACCUCGGCAAUUGGAACCUUAUUCGGCAAUUGUUGAAAACCGAUCUACUAUAAAUUCAAAGCCUCAGUUUAUUCGACCUGAACCAAGGGGUCAAGGUGAAGAGGAAUUUUUGCCUCCUUACGAUAGCGAUAGUGUUCCACCAGCUUAUAAUAACCUGAUUAACGGUAGUCUCAGGACGGCUUCCUCACCAAGUUUGCGAAUUCAAAUUUGUUAG